Candida albicans SC5314 is the source of this 2727-nucleotide messenger RNA. RefSeq names its product putative ATP-dependent RNA helicase. Gene Ontology annotation, molecular function: RNA helicase activity; RNA binding; ATP binding. Bases 1 to 2727 code for a protein of 908 amino acids. The transcript has a single exon. Gene Ontology annotation, cellular component: nucleus. The record is from RefSeq and is a predicted model, not a curated record. NCBI's taxonomy places the organism in Eukaryota, Fungi, Ascomycota, Pichiomycetes, Serinales, Debaryomycetaceae.
AUGUCAGACGACGAAGCCUUUGAUAUUGCAGGAUCACUUGCAUUGAAAGAUGAAGAUGAUUAUUCUGAUAGUUCUUCAAAUGAAGGAGAAGAUUUCCAAGACGAAAUAAUACCCCUGGAUGAUGAAAAAGAGCCAUCUCCACCACCGAAAAAGAAAUCUAAACCAAACCCACAAGCUUUCCCAUCUUUGGAACUUUCUGACAACGAAGGCAACAAUGACGACGAUGACGAUGAUGAUUCUAAGAUUAACAGUUAUUUCAUCAACAAUAAUCCAACUGCCAAAAAGGCCAAAGCAGGUUCAUUUGCCUCAUUUGGUUUGACCAAGUUUAUAUUGGCCAAUAUUGCCAAAAAAGGUUAUAAACAACCAACUCCAAUUCAAAGGAAAACCAUCCCACUUAUUAUGGAAGGAAGAGAUGUGGUUGGUAUGGCACGUACUGGUUCCGGUAAAACUGCAGCAUUUGUGUUACCCUUGAUAGAAAGAUUAAAACUGCGUCAACCUGGUGGUGUGAGAGCAGUCAUUUUAUCUCCCUCAAGAGAAUUGGCAUUACAAACUUAUAAACAAGUGAAAGAAUUCAGUCAUGGAACGAAUUUGCAGUCAAUUGUUUUAAUUGGUGGGGAUUCUUUGGAAGAAGAUUUUUCGAAAAUGAUGACAAAACCUGAUAUCAUUGUUUGUACUCCAGGGAGAUUCUUACAUUUAAAAGUAGAAAUGCAGUACGAUUUAAUGACAGUACAAUACAUUGUAUUUGAUGAAGCAGAUAGAUUAUUUGAAAUGGGGUUUGCUGAACAAUUAAAUGAAUUAUUGGCAUCAUUACCAAGUAAUCGUCAAUCAUUGUUAUUUUCCGCUACCUUGCCAAGAUCAUUGGUCGAUUUUGCCAAAGCAGGAUUAACCAACCCAGUUUUAGUCAGAUUAGAUGCUGAAUCAAAAAUAUCAGAUCAAUUACAAAUGGCAUAUUUCACCACCAAGAAAAAUGAACGUGAAGCAAACUUAUUGUACAUUUUACAAGAAGUUAUCAAAAUGCCAUUAGGAUCAGAAGAACAAAUCAAAAAAUUGAAAGAUAUGGAUAAAAGAAAAAUUGAUUCAGAUUCUGAAGAUGACGACGACGAUGAAGAACGUAAAAAAGGUAAGAAAAGAUACAAGUUUAAGAAGGAAAGAUUACCUCCAGCAAAUCGAUUACCAUCGCCACAUUCGACUAUUGUAUUUGUACCAACUAAGCAUCAUGUCGAAUACGUCACCAAAUUGCUUAGAGAUGCUGGAUAUUUGGUGUCAUACAUUUACGGUACUUUGGACCAACAUGCCAGAAAGAAUCAAUUGUAUCAAUUCAGAGUAGGAUUAACCAAUGUAUUAGUAGUCACUGAUGUUGCUGCUAGAGGUAUUGAUAUUCCCGUCUUGGCCAAUGUUAUAAACUUCACUUUACCCGCAUCGUCAAAGAUUUUCAUCCAUAGAGUUGGUAGAACUGCAAGAGCUGGUAACAAAGGUUGGGCUUACUCGAUAGUAAAUGAAAAGGAAUUACCUUAUUUGUUGGAUUUGGAAUUAUUUUUGGGUAAGAAGAUUUUGCUCACAUCAAUGCACGAAGCAAAAGUGGAAAUGUUGAAAAAAUCACUGACAGGUACAUUCAUACCACCAGUUGUGAAUUAUACUGAAAGAUUAGUUUUAGGGUCGGUACCUAGAGUAGAUCUCGAAACUUUCCAAGAACUUUACGAAAAUUUGUUACGAAAUAAUUAUGAAAUCAAAGUCUUAAAAGAUGUUGCUGCCAAGGGGGAGAAACUCUAUCAUCGAACAAGACAACCUGCAUCGCAAGAAUCGUUAAAGAGAAGUAAAGAAAUUAUAGAGAGUUCUUGGGAUGAUCAACAUUUGUUAUUUGGAGAAAAUUUAGAAAAGCAGAAAGAUGCAUUUUUAGCCAAGUUGCAAGAUAGAAACUCGAAGCAAACGGUAUUUGAACUUAAAGGUAGUGAUGAAAGUCUUGUUGAAUUUAUGAAUAGAAGAAGACGUCAAUUAGCACCUAUUCAACGUAAGGCUAAAGAACGUAAAGAGUUGUUAGCUAAGGAAAGAUUAGCUGGGUUAACUCACGGUAUUGAAGAUGAAAUAUUACGUGCCGAUGGAGAAAAUGGUUAUGGUGUUGAUGAAGAUGAAUUACAAGAAGCUUUUGAAGAUGCCGAUAAAAAGAAAUCAUUUAGAGACCCACAGUUCUUCCUCAGUCAUUAUGCUCCAGCUUCCGUUAUUCAAGAUCAGCAAUUAUCACUUAGUACUUCAUUUGCCAAUGAAGCACAAGCUGCUACAUUUGAUUUGGAUAAUGAUGAUAAAAUACAAACCAAUAAACAAGUCAUGAGAUGGGAUAAAAAGAAAGGAAAAUAUAUUAAUUCCAAAUCUACUGACAAAAAAUACAUUAUUUCAGAAAAUGGGACGAAAAUCCCUGCUUCGUUCAGGUCAGGUAAGUUUGAUGAAUGGAGAAAACAAAGAAACCUUAAACCAACAAGUACUGUUGAAGACGAUUCUAAUAAACGUUUCAAACAUAAACAACAAAGAGCACCUAAAUUACCAGACAAGUUUAGAGAUGAUUACCACAAACAAAAGAAGAAGGUUGAAAAGGCUAUUGAAUCUGGUGUUAAUGUUAAAGGUUUCCAUACCCCUCAACAAGAAAUCAAAUCUACUGAACAGAUUAGAAAGGCUAGAUUGCUUAAAGAAAAGAGAAAAGCUAAGAAUGCUCGUCCAAGUAAGAAAAGGAAAUAG